AUGCAGGCACCGCUAAACUUUCUGAUGAGAAUUUUCUCUUUCUCCAUUCCACGGGCUGUGUUUCAGCAUCAAUCUCGAGGAGGACUGGCACCAGUUUUGGAGGACAACGUAGGAACCGGAAAGCAUUCAACAUUCUGCCUUUGUCGAAUGGACGACGGUAAAAUGAUGAGAGGUGGGCAGUGGUGGGAGUCAGCACGUUUCAGAUGGAAGAAUCAGCGCGUAGGAAGAAUCAGCGCGUUGGCUGUUCGACUGACACUCAGAAGUUCAGAUGAAAACUUGUGUGCCGAUCUGAAUGUGGUGUGUUUUUCAGUAUCCGGUCAAAUUCAUUCCAUCGAUGCGUGUCAGAUGAUGGUCAGUGCAAUGGAGUUCAAUCCUACUAAGCCAUUCGGCUUCAGUAAAAAGCCACCGGAUUUCACAGGACCAAAAGUAUAA
Helobdella robusta is the source of this 432-nucleotide messenger RNA. RefSeq lists its product as hypothetical. The coding region runs from base 1 to 432 and encodes 143 amino acids. Lineage: Eukaryota; Metazoa; Annelida; Clitellata; Rhynchobdellida; Glossiphoniidae. The transcript is spliced from 4 exons. The record is from RefSeq and is a predicted model, not a curated record.